Vollenhovia emeryi is the source of this 763-nucleotide messenger RNA. RefSeq lists its product as uncharacterized. The coding region runs from base 14 to 751 and encodes 245 amino acids. NCBI's taxonomy places the organism in Eukaryota, Metazoa, Arthropoda, Insecta, Hymenoptera, Formicidae. The record is from RefSeq and is a predicted model, not a curated record. The transcript has 2 exons.
AUGUAUUAAGAACAUGUCCCGCCUCGUGAGUUCUCAACUCAGCAGAAAGGAGCACAAAAAGCACAUUUGUGAUCGAUGUCUACAUUACUUCAGCUCAAAUGAAAGAUUGGAAGUCCACAGCGUGGACUGUGGAAGGCUAAACGACUGCGCGAUCAAACUACCGAGCGAGAACAACAAGUGGCUCAGUUUUGUCAACUACGAGAGAAAGGAACGCGUUCCAUUUAUCAUCUAUGCCGACCUGGAGUGCAUCCUGAAGAAGACGGAUACGGAUCCAAAAGCGUACCAACACCAUGAGGUAUUCAGCAUCGCCUAUUACCUGCGCUGUUCGUACGGCGAUUCGUUAUCAAUGUAUCGGUUCCGUCGUGAUAAGGAUUGCAUCACAUGGUUCGCGGACGAACUUAAUAACUUAGCGCAUCGCAUGCAAAAUAUUUUGUCAAUUAAUGUCCCCAUGGAAACGCUUUCGAAAGAACAGUGUGAAAAAUUUAAUAGCUGCACGCACUGCCAUAUUUGUGAGAAACCGUUUGCGCCAGACGACAUUCGAGUACGCGAUCAUUGUCAUCUAACCGGGCGGUAUAGAGGUCCUGCACAUUCUAAUUGUAACCUAAAUUAUAAAGACUCACAUUUUAUUCCUAUAGUUUUCCAUAAUUUGUCCGGUUACGAUGCACAUUUCAUCAUUAAUGAAAUCGCCACCGCGUUCGAGGGCACGGUUAAUGUAUUGCCGAUAACGAAGGAAACGUACAUUUCCUGGUAAAACUGCAGAAUA